This is a messenger RNA of Eurypyga helias (sunbittern), 938 nucleotides long. It is a transcript of the gene EME2, whose product is annotated as essential meiotic structure-specific endonuclease subunit 2. Gene Ontology annotation, cellular component: Holliday junction resolvase complex; nucleus. Lineage: Eukaryota; Metazoa; Chordata; Aves; Eurypygiformes; Eurypygidae. Gene Ontology annotation, biological process: double-strand break repair; replication fork processing; resolution of meiotic recombination intermediates. The annotation marks the transcript as partial. The record is from RefSeq and is a predicted model, not a curated record. The transcript is spliced from 7 exons. Gene Ontology annotation, molecular function: DNA binding; nuclease activity.
GUCUCCUCAAAGAUCCUAGCUCAGAUGCUUGGGUGAAGGUUUUAAGUUCCUUGGACUGUAAAUACUCUUUUGAGCCUCAGGCAAUUCCCUGCAGCAUAACCUGGAGGAGAAACACGCCAAACACUCUGUCUACUCCAGAUGGCCCCGUGGUGAAGACUGAAGAGGAGAAAGAGGUGUUGGUGUUGGUAGAGCCGGAAGAUUUUCUCCAGCACCUCUUUUCCCUAUCCCAGAGUUUUGUCAACGCCCCAUCGGCGAGUCAGCCUGACCUGAACCAAGUGUUGCCUUUGGCCGGCGUGGAGGGCUCCUCCACCAAAACCUACAGCCUGGCCGUCAUCGGGCUGGAUGCCUACAGGUGUAACCAGGAGCAGGGCAGGCAGCAGGCACUGAGCCCUGGCAAGCAGAGUCCCAGGUCCCAGCCUGGCCCAGAGCUGGCUAUGACUCAGGAGGAGAUUCUGGAGGCGCUGGUGGUGCUGCAGCUGUGGGGUAACAUCGACGUGCUGUUCCUAGACACGUGGCAGGAAUUCGGCCAGCAUGUCUCUGCGCUGACGAAGGCAAUAGCAAAACGUCCGUACAAGAGACAGCUGGAGUCACAGCAGGAGUUGCCUUUCUGCCCUGCCGGGGCCUGGGCCAGCGGGGUGCGAGUGGAGAAGGACGGCACAGGACUCUGGCAGGUGUGGAAGAGACAAAUCCAGCAGUUUAACAGAGUCAGCCCUGCAACGGCAGCAGCUAUAGCGGAAGCGUAUCCCUCCCCACGCCUCCUGUUACAGGCCUACGAAGAGUGCAGCACAGAAGAUGAAAAACGACUCCUGCUGAGUGACAUCCUGGUCAAAUCGGACGUCAGUGGCAAGGACCGCCGCGUUGGGCCAGACUUAUCCCGCCGCAUCUACCUCUUCAUGGUAUCCACCGACCCCGACCUUGUCCUGGACCUGAGCACGUAG